AUGGCAUCAACCACCACAGAGCCCAAGGUCGCCGAGCCUGAACAGUCCACCUCAAACGAGCAGCAGAAGCCCGAACAGAAGCACCUUGCCCUAGGCGAGGACGACGAAUUCGAAGACUUUCCCAUCGACGACUGGCCCGCCGACCAAACCGAAGCCGCCCAGCGCAACGGCGAAACCAAGCACCUGUGGGAGGAGAGCUGGGACGACGACGACACAAGCGAUGACUUUUCGAAUCAGCUCAAGGAAGAGCUGAAAAAGGUUGAGGCGGCCAAGCGGAGGUGA
Messenger RNA from Trichoderma breve, 282 nucleotides. RefSeq names its product DSS1/SEM1 family domain-containing protein. The record is from RefSeq and is a predicted model, not a curated record. The transcript is spliced from 3 exons. Gene Ontology annotation, cellular component: proteasome complex; proteasome regulatory particle, lid subcomplex. Bases 1 to 282 code for a protein of 93 amino acids. Lineage: Eukaryota; Fungi; Ascomycota; Sordariomycetes; Hypocreales; Hypocreaceae. Gene Ontology annotation, biological process: mRNA export from nucleus; proteasome assembly; double-strand break repair via homologous recombination.